AUGUUGACAUUAACAUACGUUACCAUUCGACCUCACACAGCAAGUAAUUCUAGCCAACUUUUGCACAAAAUUGGCUGCUAUGCAACUACUUCAAACGCUAGCGAGAUUUGCACUCGGUCCCGAAUUAUGGUGCCACACUUUCACAGACUGCGAUGGCUAAUAGUAUAG
Babesia microti strain RI is the source of this 168-nucleotide messenger RNA. RefSeq lists its product as hypothetical. The record is from RefSeq and is a predicted model, not a curated record. The coding region runs from base 1 to 168 and encodes 55 amino acids. The transcript has a single exon. NCBI's taxonomy places the organism in Eukaryota, Apicomplexa, Aconoidasida, Piroplasmida, Babesiidae.